CCGUAUGCAGGCGGGAGGGCGCGUGGCUUGGCCAGGGCUUGGAUAACCUCGCAUGCGUUUCCCCGCCUUCGCAGACUGCCUCGCAGCCUCAACUCUCACUUCGCAUUGUAUCAUGUCAAUGCGAUCUCCGUGCUGGCGGCAGCGGGCGGUAGCCUUGUUGCUUCUCGGUCUGCAGGUAGCUUCCGUGGUUGGUCAGACUUAUCACGUACUCCAGCCAGGCUCUCCAGCCGGAUCCAGCCAAUCACCACUUUCACACAUUGCUACCGAUCAUACACUUCAUGACCUACAUGAUGCUCUAUCAGUAAUGCAAGACCAAUACUUUUCCCUCUGGAUUGGGAAAUGGACCACGGCAAUAGACUGGACCGCUGCAGUCACAAGCACCCACCUUGCCGCAACGCUACGCUCACUGUCAGAUUCACUCUCCUAUACCAUGCCGGGCACCUUCGCCAAAUCGCAGAGGCUAGACGUAGAAGCGCAGAUGGUAGAAAGCGAGAUCAACAAGUACUUCGGGCAUCUUAUAACAUACUAUUUCGGACAGGACUACUUCGCCAUCCGCAUGCAAGCUUUCGACGAUAUGCUGUGGGUAGUGCUAGGGUGGCUCGAAGCGAUCCAGCUCAUCAAGACGCACUCUGAGAGACACUACCGAGAUAACGGACAUGGGAAAAGAGCUUGGCAUGCACAGCAAUUCAUACCUGCCUUUGCGCACCGCGCACGCGUGUUCUACGAACUGGCAGAAGAGGGCUGGGACUGGGAACUCUGCGGCGGAGGCAUGACGUGGAACCCGCGCCUCCUCCCGUACAAGAAUGCAAUCACGAACCAGCUAUACAUCUCCGCAAGCGUCAGCAUGUAUCUCCACUUCCCUGGCGACGAUAAUUGCUCACCCUUCUUGGGUGCCGCCGAGAGACAGCACCCAGACUGGACCCUGCGGUACGCAAAAGAGCAAAACCCCAUGUCCGCGUGCUCGGAGUCGGCCCAUGAACCAGAAUAUGACCCAGUUUACUUGCAAAAUGCGAUGGAUGGCUACGACUGGCUCGCAAACAGCGGCAUGCGAAACGCCGAGGGACUCUACACGGACGGCUUCCAUAUCCGCGGGUACGCGCAGAACCACAGCAAAACCGAGUGCGACGAGCGCAACGAAAUGAUCUACACUUACAAUCAAGGCGUCAUCCUAUCAGGUCUACGCGGCCUGUGGGAAGCAACAGGGAACCUCUCCUACCUGGACGACGCUCACGAGCUUGUGGCAAACGUGAUACACGCGACAGGCUGGACGGCUGCCAAAAUCGCCCCCUUCUCCUCUUCACACAGUAGCACUUCAAAAGGCGAGAGAGCAGGAGCAGGGACUCGUGGCGCCCUCGGCGCAAACGGCAUCCUGACUGAACUCUGUGACCCGUCCGCCGCCUGCAGCCAGGACGGCCAGACGUUCAAAGGCAUCUUCUUCCACCAUCUGACCGCCUUCUGCGCGCCGCUGCCGACGGUGCCCGCAAGGAAAGGGAAAACCCACGGAGCGAGCUACGAAGUAGCGUUGCUGCAUCGCAACUCGUGUGAUGCGUACGCGCCAUGGGUGGUGCGGAACGCGCGUGCUGCACUGGCGACGCGCGAUGCGGAAGGGAAGUUUGGCAUGUGGUGGGGCAUCAGAGACGACUCGGAAGGCGAAAGUGAGGGAGAUGGAGCAGCGCUGCCGAGCGCUGCGCUGGAUUAUAGGAAUGAUCCGAGGGUGCUCGGGACGGGCAAUUUCUCAGCGACGCUGCGAGAUGCGAGUGGCGAGACGAUAGGCAAGCGCAGCUGGACCGACGACGGCGAUCCGAAUGAGCGGGGCCGAGGGCGGACAGUCGAGACGCAGGGCGGUGGCGUCGCGGUUGUGAGGGCGAUGUGGGAGUUUCUGAAGUGGAGAGGUGAUUAUGAUGAUCAGAUGGCUGCGCUUGAACUGUAAGUCUUCAUGUGGGAGAAGGCUCACCUGGAAUUACAGGCCCAGUAUGUUCGGGGUUUUUGUUUUUCGGAUUUACACUUAAAUUUCUGCAUGGGUAUAUACGAUCUAAGCCUCAAUU
Molecule: messenger RNA, 2045 nt
Organism: Paraphaeosphaeria sporulosa
Lineage: Eukaryota; Fungi; Ascomycota; Dothideomycetes; Pleosporales; Didymosphaeriaceae
Product: Six-hairpin glycosidase
Exons: 2
Coding region: 53-1930 (625 amino acids)
Biological process (GO): carbohydrate metabolic process
Source: RefSeq, a predicted model, not a curated record